AUGACCAUCACGCCGGACGUGCGCUUCGAGUACCUGGAGGGCAUCGCCGCCCUGCUCCUCCGGUUCAAGCCCGACAAGUGGGGCAAGCUGCUGGGGGCCGAGGAGAACCUGGCGCUCUUCACCGAGUUCUUCGACAAGCCCGACGUGCUGGUGCUGGUGCUGACGCUCAACACGGCCGGCAUGAUCGUGCCCUGCCUGGGCUUCCCCGCCGCCCUCAAGACCAAGGGCGCCUACUUCAUCAAGAAGAAGCCGGAGAACAUCAGCAAGACCAACAUCAAGGAGUCGCUCAUCUACGGGGACAUCAGCCCGGCCCCCGUGGACCAGCUCAUCGCCGUGGUGGAGGAGGNCUUGGCAGAAAAAGUGAACCAGAGCGAGAACAUGAGCGGGUGGCCCCGCGUGGUCUCGGAGGAUCUGGUGAAGCAGGUGCACCGGCUCAAGAACGAGAUGUUCGUGAUGGGGGGCAAGAUCCGGGGCAAGACGCUGCUGCCCAUCCCCGAGCACCUGGGGAGCCUGGACGGCACGCUGGAGUCCAUGGAGAGGCUCCCCUUGCUGGACAGCAGCCUGUUGCACGCCAUCGAGACCAUCGUCAUCGACUGGUCCCACCAGAUCCGGGACGUGCUGAGCAAAGACUCGGCCCAGGCCCUGCUGGACGGGCUGAACCCGCUGCCCCGGGUCGAGUUCGAGUUCUGGGACACCCGGCUGAUGAACCUCCAGUGCAUCCAUGAGCAGCUGAACCGGCCCAAAGUGAACAGAAUCGUUGAGAUCCUGGAAAAAGCCCAAAGCUGCUACUGGCCAGCCCUGCAGAACGUGUACUUGAACGUCACUGACGGGCUGAAGGAGGCCAACGACAUUGUCCUGCACCUGAAGCCUCUGCGGAUCUUGCUGGAGGAGAUGGAGCAGGCGGACUUCACGGUGCUCCCGACCUUCAUCGCCAAGGUGCUGUACACCAUCUGCCUCAUCUGGGCCAACUCCAAGCACUACAACACGCCCUCCAGGGUCAUCGUCAUCCUGCAGGAGUUCUGCAACCAGGUCAUGGACAUGACGCGGACCUACCUGGGCCCCGACGAGGUGCUGAAAGGCCUGCAGGGUGAGAUCGAGGAGGUGCUGAACGGCAUCUCCCUGUCGGUGUCCGUGCUCAAGGGGCUGUACCGCACCUACCAGUUCUGCUGCACCAACAUGAAGCUCUUCUUCAAGGUGCCNNNGGAAUUCCCGUCUUCUCUCGCGUUUUCCAGAAUGAAUUCUUUCUUCCGUCGCAUCCAGACCAUUGAGGACCUUUACAAAACGGCCAUCGAGUUCCUGAAGCUGGAGAAGAUCGAGCUGGGCGGCGUGCGCGGCAGCAUCCUGGGCAGCCUGGUCGUGCAGAUCCACGAGGAGGUCUUCGAGCUGGUGAAGGUCUUCAUCGACUGCAAAUACGACCCCUUGGACCCCGGAGACUCGAGUUUCGAUAACGAUUACGCUGAUUUUGAGACCAAAAUUCAAGACCUGGACAGGAGGCUGGCCACCAUCUUCUGCCAAGCCUUUGACGACAGCAACUUCAUCGAGUCCUGCGCGAAGCGGCUCCACCUCGCCAGUGGCUGCGCGGAGAGGCCGCUGAUCCUGGCCGAGGUGGUGCCCCGCUACUCCGUCAUGCUGGAGCUGUUCGACGCCGAGCUGGACAACACCAAGAUCCUGUACGACGCCCAGAUCGCGGCCACGGCCGCGGGGGACAUCCCCCCGAUCCACCGCAACAUGCCCCCCGUGGCCGGGCAGCUCAAGUGGAGCCUGGAGCUGCAGGAGCGCCUGGAGGUGGUCAUGUCCAGCACGGAGGCCAAGCUCAUCUACCAGAAGUACGACGAGAUGAUGGAGCUGCUGCGCAGCUACCGCGAGCGCAUCUACCAGCAGUGGGUGUCGCGCGUGGACGAGGACUGCCUCUUCAACCUGGGGCAGCCGCUCCUGCAGCGCGACGCCUCGCGCCUCAUCCGCGUCAACUUCAGCAAAGCGCUGGUGGCAGUGCUGAGAGAAGUCAAGUACCUGAACUUCCAGCAACAGAAGGAGAUCCCGCGCAGCGCCGAGACCCUGUUCUCGCAGUACGAGACCUUCCGGAAGUUCGUGGGCAACUUGGAGCUCAUCGUCGGCUGGUACAACGAGAUAAAGACCACGGUGAUGGAAGUGGAGUUCCCCCUCAUCAAGGCAGAGCUGGAAGGGAUCGACGUCAAACUGCUGACUGCCGAGACCACGCUGUUCUGGAACGGCGAAGGCGUCCUCGCGUACAUCCAGGAGAUGCGAGAGAUUCUGCACAACCUGCAGACCAGGAUACAGAAAGCCAAGCAAAACAUAGAGGGGAUCGCCCAGGCCAUGAAGGACUGGUCGGCCAACCCACUGUUCGAAAGGAAGGACAACAAGAAGGAGGCCCUGCUGGACCUGGACGGGCGGCUGACCAACCUGAACAAGCGCUACACGGCGGUCAAGGAGGCGGGGAUCAAGAUCCAGGCCAUGGUGGCGGUGAGGCCCAGGGACGCGAGGGCUGGGGUUCCCAUAGCAACGUCCUGGAAGGACUACGUCGUCUACAUCGACGGCAUGGUCUUGGACGCGUUUGACAACUUCAUCCGCAUGUCGCUCAGCUACCUCAUCAACAACAUGGUUCUGGACGAGAGCGUGGCGCCGCUGUUCGAGAUCCACAUGGAGCUGAGCGAGGACGGGCUGGUGUUCUCGCCGUCGCUGGAGGUGGGCGACGACAGAGGCUUCCUGGCGCUCAUCGAGAGCAUCAUCAACGACAUCUACAACGUGGCCAAGCUCAUCCCCCGCCUGGCCAGGGGCCGGCUCAACUACAAGGUGGACCUGGAGGACACGGCGGAUCUGAUGGAGAUGCGCGAGGAGAUGUCCAACCUGGUGAUGGGCGCCAUGAAGGAGGCCGAGGAGUUCCAGGACUCGUUCGAGCGCUACUCCUACCUGUGGGUGGACGACCUGCAGGAGUCCAUGAAGAACUUCCUCACCUACGGCCGCGUCAUCACCCUGGAGGACCUGGACCUGCGGCCCGAGGAGCUGGUCACCAAGUCGCCGCCCACCCUCACGCAGUUCCAGCAGCAGAUCGACUCGUACGAGCGGCUGUAUGAGGAGGUGUCGCGGUGCGAGAACACGCAGGUGUUCAGCGGGUGGCUGCAGUGCGACUGCCGGCCCUUCAAGCAGGCGCUGCUCAACACCAUCAAGCGCUGGAGCUUCAUGUUCAAGCGCCACCUGAGCAACCACGUGGUCAGCAGCCUCGGUGACCUGGAGGUCUUCAUGAAAGCCGCCAGGGCCGGCCUGAAGACGCCGGUCAGGGAAGGGGACUACGACGGCCUGGUGGAGGUGAUGGGGCACCUGAUGAAGGUGAAGGAGCGGCAGGUGGCCACCGACAACAUGUUCGAGCCCCUGAAGCAAACCAUCGAGCUGCUCAGGACGUACGGGGAGGAGAUGCCGGAGGAGAUCCACGUGAAGCUGCAGGUGCUGAAGGUGCUGGACAGCACCUGGUCCACCAUGGUGUUCGAGCACGAGCCGCACCCGCGGACGGGCACCAUGAUGCUCCGCACGAACGAGGUGCUGGUGGAGACGCUGGAGGACAACCAGGUGCAGCUGCAGAACCUGAUGAUGUCCAAGUACCUGUCGCACUUCCUGAACGAGGUGACGAGCUGGCAGCAGAAGCUGUCCACGGCGGACUCGGUCAUCUCCAUCUGGUUCGAGGUGCAGCGGACCUGGAGCCACCUGGAGAGCAUCUUCGUGGGCUCGGAGGACAUCCGCACCCAGCUGCCCGAGGAGUCCCACAGCCGGCCACUCCAGAAACCGCCCGGGGCCCGGCCGUGGCACCAAGACCGGAGACUCGCUGUGGACCCUGCCUUUUACCUCCUGGGCCUCGAUUUCCUCAUCCGGAAAGUGAGCCGCCACCUGGCCAAGCUCUUCGACAGCCUGUGCAAACUGAAGUUCCGGCUGGACGAGAACCAGAAGCCGCUCAAGAUCGGGCUGGGCAUGUACAGCAAGGAGGAUGAGUACAUGGACUUCGACCAGGAGUGCGACCUCUCUGGGCAGGUGGAGGUGUGGCUGAACCGCGUGCUGGACCGCAUGUGCGCCACGCUCCGACACGAGAUCCCGGAGGCCGUGGUGACCUACGAGGAGAAGCCCCGGGAGCAGUGGAUCUUCGACUACGCGGCCCAGGCCCAGACGUCCUGCAGGGGCUGGAAGGGCCAGGCAUUGGGUCUGGGGGGGCCGCGGUGCUACAUCACCCUGACCCAGUCCCUCCACCUGAUCAUGGGGGGCGCCCCUGCGGGCCCGGCCGGGACAGGCAAGACAGAGACCACGAAGGACCUGGGCCGGGCGCUGGGCACCAUGGUGUACGUCUUCAACUGCUCCGAGCAGAUGGACUACAAGUCCUGCGGCAACAUCUACAAGGGCCUGGCCCAGACCGGGGCCUGGGGCUGCUUCGACGAGUUCAACCGCAUCUCCGUGGAGGUCCUGUCUGUGAUCGCCGUGCAGGUCAAGUGCGUCCAGGAUGCCAUUCGGGCCAAGAAGAAGACCUUCAACUUCCUGGGGGAGAUGAUCGGCCUCAUCCCCACCGUCGGCAUCUUCAUCACCAUGAACCCCGGGUACGCGGGGCGCACGGAGCUGCCGGAGAACUUGAAGGCCUUGUUCAGGCCCUGCGCGAUGGUGGUGCCCGACUUCGAGCUGAUCUGCGAGAUCAUGCUGGUGGCCGAGGGCUUCCUGGAGGCCCGCCUCCUGGCCAGGAAGUUCAUCACGCUCUACACGCUGUGCAAGGAGCUGCUCUCCAAGCAGAUCAUCAAGCAGAGCAUCGUGGAGCUGAAGCUGCAGGCGGAGGACAGCUUCGUGCUGAAGGUGGUGCAGCUGGAGGAGCUGCUGCAAGUGCGCCACUCGGUGUUCGUCAUCGGGAACGCGGGCAGCGGCCUCCGCCAGGUGCUCAAGUCCCUCAACAAGACCUACCAGAACCUGAAGAGGAAGCCGGUGGCCGUGGACCUGGACCCCAAGGCCGUCACCUGCGACGAGCUCUUCGGCGUCAUCAACCCGGCGACCAGGGAGUGGAAAGACGGCCUCUUCUCGACCAUCAUGCGGGACCUGGCCAACAUCACCCACGAAGGCCCCAAGUGGAUCAUCCUGGACGGGGACAUCGACCCCAUGUGGAUCGAGUCUCUCAACACCGUCAUGGACGACAACAAGGUCCUCACCCUGGCCAGCAACGAGCGGAUCCCCCUGAACCGCACCAUGAGGCUGCUGUUCGAGAUCAGCCACCUGCGGACUGCCACGCCGGCCACCGUCUCCAGAGCCGGCAUUCUCUACAUCAACCCUGCCGACCUGGGCUGGAACCCGUGAGAAGUCUAUUGGCUCAAUUCGCCAGGGCAGAGGCGCAAGGUGCAGUCGGAGAAGGCCAACCUGAUGAUCCUCUUCGACAAGUACCUGCCCAUGUGCCUGGACAAGCUGCGCUUCGGCUUCAAGAGGAUCACGCCGGUGCCCGAGAUCACGGUGAUCCAGACCAUCCUGUACCUGCUCGAGUGCCUGCUCACCGAGCGCAACACGCCGCCCGACUCGCCCAAGGAGCUGUACGAGCUCUACUUCGUGUUCGCCUGCUUCUGGGCCUUCGGGGGGGUCCUGGAGAAGCCGCUGGAGAAGAAGUCGGGCAGGAACUACGGGCCGCCCGGGACCAAGAAGCUCAUCUACUUCAUCGACGACAUGAACAUGCCCGAGGUGGACAAGUACGGCACGGUGGCCCCGCACACCCUCAUCCGCCAGCACAUGGACCACGGGCACUGGUACGACAGGCAGAAGCUGACGCUGAAGGACAUCCACAACUGCCAGUACGUGGCCUGCAUGAACCCCACCUCCGGCUCCUUCACCAUCGACCCCCGACUCCAGCGCCAUUUCUGCGUGUUUGCCGUGAGCUUCCCCGGCCAGGAGGCCCUCACGACCAUCUACAACACGAUCCUGUCCCAGCACCUGACCUAUCGCUCGGCCCCCCUGGUGGUGCAGCGGAUGAGCGGGCAGCUGGUGGCCUCGGCCCUGGCCCUGCACCAGAAGGUCACAGCCACCUUCCUUCCCACGGCCAUCAAGUUCCACUACAUCUUCAACCUCAGGGACCUCUCCAGCAUCUUCCAGGUACCGCUCCGCGGCGCCGAGCCCCGACCCGUAGACACGCUCCUCCUCUGCGGCUCGCGGGAGAGAGAGCCCAGUGACCUGUGGACUGGGGACAGGGAUGGUGAUGGCGACGCGAUGGUGAUGAUGAUGGUGACGAAGCGCCUUGUCUCUCACCUGCAGGAACUCGGUGACGAGCUUUUAUUUGCGAAACCGAAUAUCUUCAGCCACUUCGCUCACGGGAUCGGCGACCCCAAGUACCUCCCCGUGACCGACAUGGCCCAUCUGAACAAGCUGCUCGUGGACGUGCUGGACAGCUACAACGAGGUCAACGCGGUCAUGAACUUGAACGUGCCGUCCGUGUUCCUGAUGACGGACUCCCAGGUGGCCGAGGAGCAGUUCCUGGUGCUGAUCAACGACUUGCUGGCCUCGGGCGAGAUCCCGGGGCUGUUCGCCGACGACGACCUGGAGAACAUCAUCACGUCCAUGCGGCCGCAGGUCAAGGCGCUCGGGCUGACCGACACCCGGGAGCUGUGCUGGAAGUUCUUCAUUGAAAGGGUCCGCCGGCAGCUCAAGGUGAUCCUGUGUUUCUCCCCCGUGGGCUCCGUCCUGCGGGUCCGGGCCCGGAAGUUCCCCGCUGUGGUCAACUGCACGGCCAUCGACUGGUUCCACGAGUGGCCGGAGGACGCCCUGGUGUCGGUCAGCGCCCGCUUCCUGAGGAAGACGGAAGGCAUUUUGCCGGAAGUCAAGGCCUCCAUCAGCCUGUUCAUGGCCUACGUGCACACCACGGUCAACGAGAUGUCCAAGGUGUACCUGGCCACCGAGCGGCGCUACAACUACACCACGCCCAAGACCUUCCUGGAGCAGAUCAAGCUGUACCAGAGCCUGCUGGCCAAGAAGCGGGCCGAGCUGGUGGCCAAGAUCGAGCGGCUGGAGAACGGGCUGAUGAAGCUGCAGAGCACAGCCUCUCAGGUGGACGACCUGAAGGCCAAGCUGGCCAUCCAGGAGGCGGAGCUGGUGCAGAAGAAUGAGAACGCGGACAAGCUGAUCCACGUGGUGGGUGUGGAGACGGAGAAGGUCAGCAAGGAGAAGGCCAUCGCCGACGAGGAGGAGGUCAAGGUGGAGGUCAUCAACAAGAACGUCACUGAGAAGCAAAAGGCUUGUGAAACGGACCUGGCCAAGGCGGAGCCGGCCCUGCUGGCCGCGCAGGAGGCUCUGGACACACUGAACAAGAACAACCUGACGGAGCUGAAGUCCUUCGGGUCCCCGCCGGACGCCGUGGUCAACGUCACGGCCGCCGUGAUGAUCCUGACCGCGCCCGGGGGCAAGAUCCCCAAGGACAAGAGCUGGAAGGCGGCGAAAAUCAUGAUGGGCAAAGUGGACACGUUCCUGGACUCCCUCAAGAGGUUCGACAAGGAGCACAUCCCCGAGGCCUGCCUCAAAGCCUUCAAGCCCUACCAAGGCAACCCGACCUUCGACCCCGAGUUCAUCCGCUCCAAGUCCACGGCGGCCGCGGGGCUGUGCUCCUGGUGCAUCAACAUCGUGCGCUUCUACGAGGUGUACUGUGACGUGGCGCCCAAGCGGCAGGCGCUGGAGGAGGCCAACGCCGAGCUGGCCGAGGCCCAGGACAAGCUGUCGCGGAUCAAGAACAAGAUCGCCGUGAGUGCCCGCGCCGGCCCCUGCCCGGACCUGGGUCCCCUCAGGCUGGUGGGAGGCCUGGCGUCCGAGAACGUCCGCUGGGCGGAGUCGGUGCAGAACUUCAGGUCCCAGGGGGUCACGCUGUGCGGGGACGUGCUGCUCAUCUCGGCCUUCGUCUCCUACGUGGGCUACUUCACCAAGAAGUACCGGAACGAGCUGAUGGACAAGUUCUGGGUCCCCUACAUCAACAAGUUAAAGGUCCCCAUCCCCAUCACGGAGGGUCUGGACCCCUUGAGCCUGCUCACCGACGACGCGGGUGUGGCCACGUGGAACAACCAGGGGCUCCCCAGCGACCGCAUGUCCACGGAGAACGCCACCAUCCUGUGCAACACGGAGCGCUGGCCGCUCAUCGUGGACGCCCAGCUGCAGGGCAUCAAGUGGAUCAGGAACAAGUUCGGCAGCGAUCUGAAGGCCAUCCGCCUGGGGCAGAAGAGCCUAAGACCCCUGGGGAAGGACGGCCGGGCGUGUAACAUCGGCGAGACCGUGGACCCCGUGCUGGACCCGCUCCUGGGCAGGAACACGAUUAAAAAGGGAAGGUACAUCAAGAUCGGCGACAAGGAGGUGGAGUACCACCCGCAGUUCCGCCUCAUCCUGCACACCAAGUACUUCAACCCCCACUACAAGCCCGAGAUGCAGGCCCAGUGCACGCUCAUCAACUUCCUGGUCACCCGGGACGGCCUGGAGGACCAGCUGCUGGCCGCCGUGGUGGCCAAAGAGCGCCCGGACCUGGAGCAGCUGAAGGCGAACCUCACCAAGUCCCAGAACGAGUUUAAGAUCAUCCUGAAGGAGCUGGAGGACUCGCUGCUGGCCCGCCUGUCGGCCGCCUCGGGCAACUUCCUGGGCGACACGGCGCUGGUGGAGAACCUGGAGACGACGAAGCACACGGCCAGCGAGAUCGAGGAGAAGGUGAGCCGGGCCGUUUGGCUUCAGGUGCUAGAGGCAAAAAUCACAGAAGUGAAGAUCAAUGAGGCGCGAGAGAACUACCGGCCGGCGGCCGAGCGGGCGUCCCUGCUGUACUUCAUCCUCAACGACCUCAACAAGAUCAGCCCCAUCUACCAGUUCUCCCUCAAGCCCCCUCCCCAGGCCUUCAACGUGGUCUUCGAGAAGGCCAUCCAGCGGACGGCGCCCGCCGACGAGGUGCGCCAGCGGGUGAUAAACCUGACAGACGAGAUCACCUACUCCAUCUACGUGUACACGGCCCGCGGGCUCUUCGAGCGCGACAAGCUCAUCUUCCUGGCCCAGGUCACCUUCCAGGUCUUGUCCAUGAAGAAGGAGCUGAACCCGGUGGAGCUGGACUUCCUCCUGCGGUUCCCAUUCAAGGCCGGGUUGGUGUCGCCCGUGGACUUCCUGCAGAACCAGGGGUGGGGCGGCAUCAAGGCCCUCUCGGACAUGGACGAGUUCAAGAACCUGGACAACGACAUCGAGGGGUCGGCCAAGCGCUGGAAGAAGCUGGUGGAGUCGGAGGCGCCCGAGAAGGAGGUCUUCCCCAAGGAGUGGAAGAACAAGUCGUCGCUGCAGAAGCUGUGCAUGGUGCGCUGCAUGCGGCCCGACCGCAUGACCUACGCCGUCAAGAACUUCGUGGAGGAGAAGAUGGGCAGCAAGUUCGUGGAGGGCCGGAGCGUCGAGUUCUCCAAGUCCUACGAGGAGAGCAGCCCCUCCACCCCCAUCUUCUUCAUCCUCUCCCCGGGGGUCGACCCCCUGAAGGACGUGGAAGCCCUGGGGAAGAAGCUGGGGUUCACCAUCGACAACGGGAAGCUCCACAACGUGUCGCUGGGGCAGGGGCAGGAGGUGGUGGCCGAGCACGCCCUGGACGUGGCUGCGGAGAUGGGGCACUGGGUCAUCCUGCAGAACAUCCACCUGGUGGCCCGGUGGCUGAGCACCCUGGACAAGAAGCUGGAGCGGUACAGCGUCGGCAGCCACGAGGACUACCGCGUGUUCAUCAGCGCCGAGCCCGCGCCCAGCCCCGACUCCCACAUCAUCCCCCAGGGCAUCCUGGAGAACGCCAUCAAGAUCACCAACGAGCCGCCCACGGGCAUGCAUGCCAACCUGCACAAGGCCCUGGACCUCUUCACCCAGGACACCCUGGAGAUGUGCACCAAGGAGAUGGAGUUCAAGUGCAUCCUGUUCGCCCUCUGCUACUUCCACGCCGUGGUGGCCGAGAGGCGCAAGUUUGGGGCCCAGGGCUGGAACAGGUCGUACCCCUUCAACAACGGGGACCUCACCAUCUCCAUCAACGUGCUGUACAACUACCUGGAGGCCAACCCCAAGGUGCCCUGGGACGACCUCCGCUACCUGUUUGGGGAGAUCAUGUACGGCGGACACAUCACGGACGACUGGGACCGCCGGCUGUGCAAGACCUACCUGGUGGAGUACAUCCGGGCCGAGAUGCUGGAGGGCGAGAUCCAGCUGGCCCCCGGCUUCCAGAUCCCCCCCAACCUGGACUACAAGGGUUACCACGAAUAUAUCAACGAGAACCUGCCCCCCGAGAGCCCCUACCUGUACGGCCUGCACCCCAACGCGGAGAUCGGCUUCCUGACGGUCACCUCGGAGAAGCUGUUCCGCACGGUCCUGGAGAUGCAGCCCAAAGAGACGGACUCAGGCGCCGGCACCGGGGUGUCCCGCGAGGAGAAGGUGAAGGCUGUGCUGGACGAGAUCCUGGAGAAGAUCCCGGAGUCGUUCAACAUGGCCGAGAUCAUGGCGAAGGCGGCCGAGAAGACGCCCUAUGUGGUGGUGGCCUUCCAGGAGUGCGAGCGCAUGAACAUCCUGACCAACGAGAUGCGCCGCUCGCUCAAGGAGCUCAACUUGGGGCUGAAGGGGGAACUGACCAUCACGACAGACAUGGAGGAUCUGUCCACGGCGCUCUUCUACGACACGGUGCCCGAAACGUGGAUGGCCCGGGCCUACCCGUCCAUGAUGGGCCUGGCAGCCUGGUACACGGACCUGUUGCUCCGCAUCAGGGAGCUGGAGGCCUGGACCACGGACUUCGCCCUGCCCACCACCGUGUGGCUGGCCGGCUUCUUCAACCCCCAGUCCUUCCUCACGGCCAUCAUGCAGUCCAUGGCCAGGAAGAACGAGUGGCCGCUGGACAAGAUGUGCCUCUCGGUGGAGGUGACCAAGAAGAACCGAGAGGACGUGACCGCGCCCCCGCGAGAGGGCUCCUACGUGUACGGGCUCUUCAUGGAAGGUAGGAGGGCGCCGUCCGGGCCCCAGACCGGGGUCAUCGCCGAGGCGCGGCUGAAGGAGCUGACGCCGGCCAUGCCCGUCAUCUUCAUCAAGGCCAUCCCUGUGGACCGCAUGGAGACCAAGAACAUCUAUGAGUGUCCCGUGUACAAAACACGCAUGCGCGGCCCCACCUACGUCUGGACCUUCAACCUGAAGACCAAAGAGAAGGCGUCCAAGUGGGUGCUGGCGGCCGUGGCGCUGCUCCUGCAGGUCUAGCCCCUCCCCGGCCAGGCCUGACCAGCAUCGCCCUGGGACUAGCGUGGACUUACAGGAACUGAGGGCCGCUGUCUGUCAACACGGUCAGGGCCCGUGAGCGCGU
This is a messenger RNA of Myotis brandtii (Brandt's bat), 11326 nucleotides long. It is a transcript of the gene DNAH17, whose product is annotated as dynein, axonemal, heavy chain 17. Gene Ontology annotation, biological process: microtubule-based movement. NCBI's taxonomy places the organism in Eukaryota, Metazoa, Chordata, Mammalia, Chiroptera, Vespertilionidae. Gene Ontology annotation, molecular function: dynein light intermediate chain binding; dynein intermediate chain binding; ATP hydrolysis activity. The record is from RefSeq and is a predicted model, not a curated record. Gene Ontology annotation, cellular component: dynein complex.